AUGCUGAAGAUCGACAGGGAAGCGACGCUGGAGCAGGUGAAGCGAGCAUACCGUUCACUGGCGAUCUCGAUGCAUCCGGACAAGGGUGGCAACCACAAAGCUUUCUGCUCCCUGCAAGCAGCCUUCGACGUGCUUCAAGACGAGGCGGAGAGGAAAGCCUACGACCGGGAGCUGCGGACAUCGCGGAGCCGCGAUGGGCAAGUAGGCAAUGGUCUAACGGAUUCUGGUCCCGUUGUGCAGCCCACUGCCACCUCGCCCGUGAUGCUGCGGGAUGCGCUGAUGGGAACCGCUCCAAAGCAUUGGCCCUAUCUGCUAGACAAGCUGACAGAUGAAAAUCUGAAGACGCUGCAGAAUUUCCUCGGCCUCACACAGCAAGAGCAGCGCAUUCUUGCCGAGGAGUUCCGGGGCAAGCUCCCGCCGCAGCACAGCAGGCAGGGAGUUCCAGGUAUUUGCCGUCAUGGCAACACAUACAUGGCGAAAAUCUCAAUGAGCGGCAUAAGCGUGACCUCCAAGCUGGCCAGCCUCACCGAAGCCAUCGAUGCGGGCAUUGCUCUGAAAGAGAUCCGAAACAUUGUCAAAAGACACCCAGACGAUUUGGAAGGUGGGCUGCGUGCUGCCGUACAGGAACGGCGUGUCACCGACCAAGACACCAUAUUCUUUAUGAGGUUCCGCUACGACUUUAGACACGACAAGACGAUUCGCCACAUGACGCCGAGCCUGGGCUGUGAGGUGCUGAAGGAUCGGCGUACCUUUCAACGCUUAGUCCAGUGCCUUGGCUGUGUGGCGGAGAUGUGGAACGUAGAGCCCUGA
This is a messenger RNA of Symbiodinium natans, 810 nucleotides long. The record is from the annotation of a GenBank genome assembly. Lineage: Eukaryota; Dinophyceae; Suessiales; Symbiodiniaceae.